Striga asiatica is the source of this 930-nucleotide messenger RNA. The record is from the annotation of a GenBank genome assembly. NCBI's taxonomy places the organism in Eukaryota, Viridiplantae, Streptophyta, Magnoliopsida, Lamiales, Orobanchaceae.
AUGGCUUACCGUGUCACCUCGAGGUCCCAAUCAGUCUCCUCCUCCCAUCAACCCGCGCUAAGCCAAAACACCAAAACAUGUCAAACAAGCGUGACGUGCGUCUACCAAGCCCACAUCUCCGGCUUCUGGCGCAAAGUCACCAUCCUCUGGUCCAAGAACCUCAUGAACUACUCCCUCACCAUCUCCAUCGACCACGAAAACCUCGUCUACACCUCCAAAAUCGACCUCAAGCCCUGGCACUUCUGGGCCAAGAAAGGCUUCAAGACCCUCCACCUCGACGGCGAGACCCACCUCGACGCUUACUGGGACCUCCGCUCCGCCAAAUUCUCAACCAGUGGGCCCGAGCCCACCUCAGACUACUACGUCGCCCUCAUAUCAGAGGAUGACGAAAUCGUCCUCCUCCUCGGAGACCAAAAAAAAAAGGCCUACAAACGGGCCAAGGCCCGGCCCGCAAUCGUCGACCCGUUGCUCUUCUACAAGAAGGAACACGUGCUCGGGAAAAAGUCUUUCUCCACGAGGGCCCGGUUUGACCGGAGGCGGCGGAGGGAGCACGAGAUUGUCGUGGAGAGCUCGACUUCGGGCCCUAGGGAGCCCGAGAUGUGGAUCAGUAUUGAUGGGAUAGUGCUCGUGCAUGUGAAGAACCUGCAGUGGAAGUUUAGAGGGAAUCAAACGGUGGUUGUUGAUAAGCAGGCUGUGCAGGUUUAUUGGGACGUGCAUGCAUGGAUGUUUUGUCCACCGGGCUCGAAUCACGGGCUUUUUAUAUUCAAGUCGGGGGAAGGGGAAGGGGAGAGUGAGGAGGAGGAGGAGGAGGAUGGAAGCAGUAAAGGGGAUGAGAGUGAAUGCAGUGGGAAUAGUAAGUAUUACUCGAUACAGAGCUAUGCCAAGUGCGUCAAUUUUUGUCUGUUUUUGUACGCGUGGAAGAUCGAGUGA